This is a messenger RNA of Lithohypha guttulata, 4500 nucleotides long. RefSeq lists its product as uncharacterized. The transcript has a single exon. Gene Ontology annotation, biological process: regulation of DNA-templated transcription; phosphorelay signal transduction system; phosphorylation. The record is from RefSeq and is a predicted model, not a curated record. Gene Ontology annotation, molecular function: phosphorelay sensor kinase activity. Lineage: Eukaryota; Fungi; Ascomycota; Eurotiomycetes; Chaetothyriales; Trichomeriaceae. Bases 1 to 4500 code for a protein of 1499 amino acids.
AUGACCUUCCAACAACAACGAGACGAAUCAGUUCGUGAAAUUCUUAGGAACGCCUCAUACAUUCCUUUCCGCGCUUCACCAAAACCUACACCUGUGGCUGGUACCAUUGCUGUAAGCACCAUCACCUCUACCAGGAACAUUGCUCCACGCUCGGCAGACACCCAUCCUGCUGAAACCUCAUCGUCGACCGGUCUUCAAGCUGGCCAGAAGCGCAACUCCCCCGAGAACGUCGACAAACAAUUUGAUUCAAACUCCCCUUUGUCGAAGAAGGCCAGGUGCGCCGACUAUCCUUCUUUCCCAGCGUCAGUAUUUCCAGGCCAUGAAGAGCCUGUAAGAGGGCGCAGGUCACCCGUUCCUGGCAGUCCCACGAAUAGCGGAACUGGCAGCGCCACUCCUCGUCUCCGCUCUACCUCGCCUGGUACUCUGACCUCGAUCCUGGCCGCCGAAACGAUGCUCAACAGGGCGGAAGAGUUGGGAGGAAACAGGGUCACAAAGUUGACCAGAGGUCUGCCAUCCAGUCCUGUGCCCUCUCGAUCCACUCCUUGGCCCUCGAAUAGGCAAAUCAGCGAUGCCACCUCCAACAGUAGGAAUGUUGCGCGAAAAGAUAGUACAGGUUCGCAAAUACUUGAUGUGGUGGGCUUGGGAGAAUUCCUGCAACACGAUGAAAGGCCUAUAUUUGUGCUCGAUUUGGAAGCGGCAGAUCCAGAAGAGUUGCCAAUAAUUUUCGUCAAUACUACUCUACGUCUAAGGCCAGGCCUGGUCGACAGUAUAUAUGGUCGCUUUCAUGAGGCGGCAUUGGUGGUAGAUGUUGCUAGUCCAUGGGAAGAGUUCAGGAAAUGGUUGUUGAAUGAGCCUGCGGGCAAACCCAGCACAAGCCCCUUCCAAUUCGGUGGUCCAUUGUGGAAAAGCACUACCUUGCGAGGAAGAUUACGAAUCGUCACUGGCACCGACUUCUUCUCCCCACCAAGUAGCAGUGCCUCGCAAAGGUUUCCUCCCAGACCUCAAAGAAGUCAUCUAGGCUCAUCUUCCUCCUCGCAUCACACUCUUCGAAGGAAUGAUAAUCAGGUACCAGGUUAUUUCGACAUCCCUCCAGCCAGCGGUACGCGGAUUCCUGCGACAAUGGAGAACCUUGUCUCAUCUAUGUCCGAGCCAGAUGCCGAUAGCUCAUUCGAUGCUUUUUCCAAUGGGCCACCGACUACCACUAGCCAGGGCGACAGCGCAAUGCACGACCUUCUUCGUGGUCCAUCAUCGAUCCGGGAAGAACUUGUUUCGAGUAACCAUUUGUUCCCAUUGAAGUCAGACCCUGAGUCUCUUCAGCCGAUGUCAAUGGAUUACCUGACAGAUAAAGGCUUCUUCGACUGGACACGUUUACCAACGUCACCUUCCCUACCUCCUCAUAUUCAGUUCGCCAAAAGCUUCGAUUGGGCCAAGACGAGCUUGGGUCCCAUCGAGGAAUGGCCCGCCGAUCUUAGGGCCAUGUGCAAUUUGAUCAUGGCCAGUCCGCACCCUGCUGCUAUGUACUGGGGUCCUGAGCACGUCGCUAUCUACAACGAGCCGUAUGUUAUGCUGGCAGGCAACAAACAUCCAGAAUUGAUGGGCAGUCGUUAUCGAGAUGCCUGGAAGGAGAUAUGGCACCUCAUUACGGAGGUGUUUGAAGUUGCCAUGUCCAGUGCGCAAGCCACCAUGAAAGAUGACGAUUGCCUGUUCAUAAUGCGCAACGGUUUUCUCGAGGAAACUUACUUCUCGUGGUCGAUAAUACCGCUCAUAGGCGAUGAUGGCUCAGUCGUUGGCCUCUAUAAUCCUUGUUUUGAAAAGACAAGAAGGAAGAUUGCUGAACGCAGGAUGUUGACCUUGCGGGAGAUCGGCGAAAGAACCGCUGCGGCCCGUGCUGUUUCGGACUUUUGGGCCUUGCUCUUACAAGGCUUUGAGGUCAAUGAAUACGACGCACCUAUGGUUAUCAUCUAUUCACUAAACGAGUCGGAAGAUAGCGAUGUGGCUUCCUCUACCUCCAGCACGGCUGCAGCUUCCAAACAGUGCCGUCUCGAGGGCACGUUAGGUGUAGAGAUGGGCCAUCCAUGUGCACCAGAAAUCAUUGAUCUUAGGCACGAUACAAGUGGAUUCAGCGCUGUUUUCAAGCGGGCAAUCAAUGCUGAGCGACCCAUUGUGCUGACUGUCGAGCAUGGAACUCUUGAUGAAUCGUUGCUUCAGGGAAUAGAAUGGAGGGGAUUUGGCGACCCGUCCCGUAUUGUGGUAAUUGCACCUAUUCGACCAACAACUGGAGAAUCCACCCUUGGUUUUAUCGUCAUGGCCACGAAUCCUCGAAGACCAUACGAUGAAGACUACGAUUUAUUUGUGCAACUUUUGAACAGGCAGCUAGCGACUUCGAUAGCCUCGGUCGUGUUGUUCGAGGAGGAAAUACGGAAGGGCGAAAGGGCUGCUCAACUUGCAGCACAAGAUCGCAUCGAUCUUACGAACCAGCUCGCUGUCCGUACUCAAGAAGCUGUUCAGAGUGAAAACAAAUUCACCCGCAUGGCAGAGCUAGCACCAGUUGGCAUGUACAUCGGCGAUGACACAGGCAAGAUCACGUUUGCAAAUGAUGCGUGGUAUAGACUGUCUUCAUUUCCUCUGGGCAAAUAUGUAGGCAACGAUUGGAUUGACUACGUAAAGAAUGAGGACAAAGCUACGGUCUGGGCACUCUGGCAAAAGCUGCUGAAAAAGAAGUGCGCUGUCUCGAUAGAAUUCAGAUUCAAGACUCCUUGGCGUGACCAAUCCGGAAAUAAGCAUGAUACCUGGGUUCUGGGCAGCGCAUCACCAGAGUUGGAUGAUGCUGGCGACAUCUCAAGAGUCUUCGGUUCCAUCACUGAUAUCAGCAGUCAAAAAUUUGUCGAAUCAUUGCAAAGAAAAAGGAUGGAGGAAGCUAUAACGCUGAAGCAGCAACAGGAACGCUAUAUUGAUACAACGUCACAUGAAAUGAGGAAUCCUCUAUCAGCAAUAUUACAAAGCGCCGAUGCUAUUACUAGCUCCCUACAGGACAUGAAGAUAAGUGCUGAUCUACCGCAACCACAAGUGCAAGGCAUCGACAGCAUCAUUGAAUCGGCACAGACUAUCACAUUGUGCGCACAGCAUCAGAAACGGAUCGUGGACGAUGUUUUGACACUGUCGAAGCUGGAUUCCGCUAUGCUUCUCGUGACGCCAAUUGAUACUCAGCCAGAAGCGGUGGCACGGCGUACGAUCAAAAUGUUUGAAGGAGAAUGCCAGACCGCGGAUGUUCAGUUGCAUGUGCAAGUCGAUAAGUCGUAUCGCAGCCUGGGUAUUGAUUAUGUUCGAUUAGAUCCAACGCGACUGUCUCAGGUUUUGAUAAAUCUUAUGACCAACGCGAUCAAAUUCACGACUACGCAGGAGAAACGUAUUGUCAAGAUGCAUUUAGCAGCGUCUAGGGAGAAACCCUCUCAAGAAGCGAACUACAAUCUUACUUAUAUCCCUUCGCAGGCACCCAAGGACAAAGAUGUGACAGCCUCUCCUGCCUGGGGACUGGGCGAGCCACUUUAUAUCCACUUCGCAGUCUCUGACACUGGUCGUGGUCUUGACGAAGAGGAGAAAAAGCAACUGUUUCGGCGAUUCUCACAAGCCAACCCACGAACUCAUGUGACCUAUGGCGGUUCUGGCCUGGGUUUGUUCAUCUCUCGAGAGCUCGUUGAGCUGCAAGGAGGGGAGAUAGGUGUUGCUUCCGAACCGAACAAAGGUAGCACUUUCGCAUUCUAUGUCAAAGCCCGGCGUUCACAAGCUCCACUUUCUGGGAGCGAUGAAGAUGUUAUGGAUAUGCACCUGAUCGCAAGCCGUAAAUCAUCUGCCGCGAGUGUCAAUUCGAGAUCACGAAAUUCCAAAUCCAAAGGGCAGCCAGGAGAAGUAGAACACCCACUGGCGGCUGUCGACACACAGUCAAUAGGUGCGCUAGCUAAACCAAAGCACAGUGCUUCAGGAACAAGGGUAUUGAUCGUGGAGGACAACUUGAUCAAUCAGAAAGUUCUUGCUACACAGCUGAAAAAGAUUGGCUGUAUUGUCAGUGUUGCAAACCAUGGUGGGGAAGCCAUAGACCAUAUCAAGCAAACAACGUUUUACAAGGAUGUUGAUCAGACUACACCACCAAAGGCUAUUGAUAUCGUACUGAUGGAUCUCGAGAUGCCCGUGAUGGACGGCAUCACUUGUGCUCGGACGUUACGCGCAAUGCAGAAGGAUGGACAACUGACGAGACACAUACCUGUUAUUGCUGUCACGGCUAAUGCUAGAGAAGAACAGAUCAAGAACACGCUUGAGGCAGGGAUAGAUGACGUUGUCAGCAAGCCUUUCAGGAUACCAGAACUCGUGCCCAAGAUGAAAGCCACAAUUGCGAGAUUUGCUGUCCAAGAUGGUGAUUUUAGCAAGGCGACUCUAACCGAUAGUAGCAGGAGGAAUUCUGCUAUGCACGAAGGGGAUAUGAGCCCCUUGGGAACACCUAGAUAA